AUGGUUACUACCCCAGCGGUAUCACUCAUGCGAGGCCCUCUGUUAGGUGCUCUCAUUGGCUUGCUUCUAUAUGGUGUGACAUGCACGCAGACUUUUUUUUACUUCCAAAGCUACCCAGGUGAUCGAAGGAGCCUAAAAGCCGUUGGUGUUAGAAAUGGUUCACGCUGGAAUGUCAAUCUAUACUAUGGAUUCCUAUCUAAUUGCCGGUUUUGCGGACGUGGACUUGUUGUUCUCUAUUCAAAGGCAACAUUUAUAAUUGGAUUUGUCAUAGAAUAUGUUGUCAAUCUCUAUUUCAUUUGGAGGGUUUGGAAACAUCAACUCAUGUGGUCGAUAUCAGUUAUUUCCGGCACUGGGCGCAGUGGUGUAGGGAUAGCUGCUUGUGCAUUCACUGCAUAUUACCACUCGUGGUAUCUAUUUCACCAGAAUGCCCUCGUGAUUCUUCUCGUUGGAAAUAUAAUGUACGUUGUGGGUGAUGCUGCCACGGCCUGCAUACUUGCGUACUAUUAUCUACACGCAGGACGUUCCGACCUUAAAUCCUCUAAAAUUGUCGAAGCUGGAACAAUCAUGGCUGCACGUCUAGCAUCUUGA
Serpula lacrymans var. lacrymans S7.9 is the source of this 588-nucleotide messenger RNA. RefSeq lists its product as uncharacterized. The transcript is spliced from 12 exons. The coding region runs from base 1 to 588 and encodes 195 amino acids. NCBI's taxonomy places the organism in Eukaryota, Fungi, Basidiomycota, Agaricomycetes, Boletales, Serpulaceae. The record is from RefSeq and is a predicted model, not a curated record.